UCACUGCACGCCUAUGUCGGCGGCUCCAACUGCAGACUUUGACUCCUCAAUCACACCGAUCGCCAGGGCGGGAGCUAUAGACGCCCUCGCCGCACAGCGCUGUGAAAGUCGCCAUUGCCCUGCGUUCGCGUAUCCCCGCUAAAGUUAGAUUUCUGCUGUGCUCCCCGACUACUUCUUGCUUGGAGAUAACCGCCACUCACACGCCUGCGGAGAUCGCUCGUGUCUCCCGAUUCGGCUUGACGACAAGUUCCGCUGCACGCGUCCGACUGGGGAUGGGGCUGCUUGCCGUUGGGACUCCGCUGGAGUGGCCAGAAGCCAAAAAGGUUGCCGGCCAUGUCCGAUCCUGGGGGAUAGAACAACUCCUUGCUAUAUGGCGGAAUGCAAAGGGGAAAGAGAGGGACGCCCUCCUUUGGGGAGACGAGGUCGAAUAUCUCGUAGUGUGCUACGACGAGGAGAACCGCAAGGUCCGACUUUCGCUGCGGCAGGCCGAUAUUCUGGCGGCUUUGGCCAAUGAUGAGAAGUUGCUGGAACAAGGCGGAGGCGUGCCUGAUGUGCAAAGGGGUCCCGAAAAGGAGGCUGAUACCACCGCUCCCGUCUUCCAUCCCGAAUUCGGACGCUUCAUGCUUGAAGCUACUCCUGGAAAACCUUGGGGAAUCGGAUUCAAAGAUCUCCUUAACGUCGAACCAAAUAUGAAGUGGAGACGCACCAUAGCCAAGGACCACAUGGCGAAGGAGGAAUAUCCAAUCACAUUGACCACCUUUCCGCGGCUCGGGUCACCCGAUUGCAUCGUGCCGUCCUACCCUGUCUCCGGCCCGAAAUUGCGGUCUCAGUACGUACCCGAUGAGAUUGCUAACCCGCACAUCCGCUUCCCGACUCUGGCAGCCAACAUUCGCUGGCGCAGAGGGAGGAAGGUCGAAAUCAAUGUGCCCGUUUUCAGGGACGAGAAUACUCCCUGGCCGUUCAAAGACCCUACAGUGAACUAUGAUCUCCAUCAGUGGCCCGAGGAUGAUGACGUCCGCAAUGGCGCCGCGAAGGAGAACCACAUUUACAUGGACGCCAUGGCCUUUGGCAUGGGCAGCUGCUGUCUGCAAAUUACCUUCCAAGCCAAGAAUAUUGAGGAGGGCCGCAAGAUGUAUGAUCAGCUCAGCCCUCUGGGCCCGAUUUUGCUCGCAUUGACUGCUGCUACUCCAAUUUACAAGGGCUUCCUAGCUGAUACUGACGUGCGGUGGAACCAAAUCAGCAGGGCUGUCGAUGACCGGACGCUAGAGGAACUUGGAGAAAAGCCUCUGAAGAAUGAUAGAUGGCGCGUGCCGAAGUCUCGUUACGCCUCCAACUCAACCUACAUCUCCCAAGAUCAGCGGCUACGCCCUGAUUACCUCGAUCCUGACCUGGUCAUUGACAAAGAUAUCAAGCAACGGCUACUAGACGGUGGCAUGGACGAUCUGUUAGCAACACACUUCGCCCACCUUUUCAUUCGCGACCCUAUUGUCGUCUUCGCUGAAGAUCUGAAAGAGCUCGAUCUCAACAAAGCCGAUCACUUCGAGAACCUGCAAUCUACGAACUGGCAGCACAUGCGCUUCAAGCCUCCACCGCCCGGCUCAGACACCGGCUGGCGAGUCGAGUUCAGGCCCAUGGAGAUCCAAAUCACCGACUUCGAGAAUGCAGCCUUCUCUAUCUUCAUCGUGCUAAUCACCCGCGCGAUUCUAUCUUUCAACCUCAACUUCUAUAUCCCUAUCAAGCGGGUCUCGGAGAACAUGGAAACGGCGCAUAUCCGCGACGCUGUGUCUACGCAGAAGUUCUGGUUUCGCAAGAAUCCCUUCAGUUCGCACCAGCCAUCCAAGAUGAAUGGCACCGGCGCAUCGACCCCGGCAGAGGGUAGCCGGCCACCGACGCCCUUCGGGCCCGUCGAAGACGAGUACGAAUUGAUGACCAUCAACGAGGUCAUCAAUGGGCAGCACUCUGGCGAAGGUGGCUUCCCCGGCCUCAUCCCGCUCGUGGAGUCCUACCUUAACAGCAUGAACGUCGACGUCGAGACGCGCUGCGAGCUUGCUCGGUAUCUCGAUCUGAUAAGGAAGCGUGCGGAUGGCACAUACUGGACUACUGCGAAGUGGAUUCGCCAUUUUGUGCGGUGCCACCCGGGAUACAAGAAGGACAGUGUCGUUGAUGAUGAGAUUUCGUAUGACCUUGUCAAGGCUGCCGAGCAGAUUACGAAGGCGGAGGGAAAGGACGGGUUGGGACGCGAGAUGCUCGGCAGGCAAAGGUAGACGCCAUUUAAAGUAAGAUAUUAAAAGAAGAGUUGGUGGACGAUGGGAGGAAAAAUGCGGCAUUUGUGGUUCCUUAGAAACAUUAUAGCAUAUAGAUAGCAUACUAAAUUAACGUCUGAUGAU
Messenger RNA from Trematosphaeria pertusa, 2387 nucleotides. Its product is annotated as glutamate-cysteine ligase. Gene Ontology annotation, molecular function: glutamate-cysteine ligase activity. Gene Ontology annotation, biological process: glutathione biosynthetic process. Lineage: Eukaryota; Fungi; Ascomycota; Dothideomycetes; Pleosporales; Trematosphaeriaceae. The coding region runs from base 273 to 2264 and encodes 663 amino acids. The transcript has 7 exons. The record is from RefSeq and is a predicted model, not a curated record. Gene Ontology annotation, cellular component: glutamate-cysteine ligase complex.